CCUCCGUUUCAGUACCAGCUUGCCAGCAAGUACACUUCCUUCUCUGUGAAUCGUACUUGGCUGGGACGACGGCCAUGGCAACGGCGGUUGCGACGGCGAGAAGGGCGGCGACGGUGGCAAUGGUGGUGCUGUGUGCGGUGGCUGCCAUGGCCGCGGCGCAGGAGGCGUCCAACGUGCGUGCCACGUACCACUACUACCGCCCCGCACAGAACAACUGGGACCUGGGGGCCCCGGCUGUCAGCGCGUACUGUGCCACGUGGGACGCCAACAAGCCACUGUCGUGGCGGCAGAAGUAUGGCUGGACCGCCUUCUGUGGACCUGUUGGUCCUAGAGGCCGAGAUUCAUGUGGCAAGUGCCUCCAGGUGACGAACACGGCGACUGGGGCGCAGAUCACGGCGAGGAUCGUGGACCAGUGCUCCAAUGGCGGGCUGGACCUGGACUGGGACACCGUCUUCUCCAAGAUCGACACCGACGGCCAGGGCUACCAGAAGGGGCACCUCAUCGUCAACUACAAGUUCAUCAACUGCGGCGACAACUAGCUACUACACUACACAGUUACUACAUGCUACAGAAAUUAAUUGCUGCAUAUAUAGUAUAUACACAUUUUGGACAGAGUGCUAGCUCUGCCUGGUAAAUAAAAUAAAGCAGCUUCUGAUGAGUAAUUGGGAGUGUUAAGCUGCUCUAGAUAUCUGUAUACACAUACACUGAGGUAUCAAUAAAGUUUGUGUAAUGUUGGUUGAUGGAUUCUGUGGCUAGAGGAGGUCCAGGUUGCAAUAUUUCAGUGCAGUUCAGAGGUUUCAUUUCAGGGCAAACAGAUCCAGCGUUAA
Messenger RNA from Oryza brachyantha (malo sina), 827 nucleotides. Its product is annotated as barwin-like. NCBI's taxonomy places the organism in Eukaryota, Viridiplantae, Streptophyta, Magnoliopsida, Poales, Poaceae. Gene Ontology annotation, molecular function: RNA nuclease activity. The record is from RefSeq and is a predicted model, not a curated record. Bases 75 to 539 code for a protein of 154 amino acids. Gene Ontology annotation, biological process: defense response to fungus; defense response to bacterium. The transcript has 2 exons.